This is a messenger RNA of Olea europaea var. sylvestris, 1783 nucleotides long. RefSeq lists its product as uncharacterized. The transcript is spliced from 6 exons. Gene Ontology annotation, biological process: L-arabinose metabolic process. Gene Ontology annotation, molecular function: alpha-L-arabinofuranosidase activity. Bases 392 to 1783 code for a protein of 463 amino acids. NCBI's taxonomy places the organism in Eukaryota, Viridiplantae, Streptophyta, Magnoliopsida, Lamiales, Oleaceae. The record is from RefSeq and is a predicted model, not a curated record.
UCCAUUUCAGGUCCAGUGCAUUGAUGGCUACAUUUUCUAUAUAUAGCGAUAGACGUGAAAAGUGAGUCAAAAUAUGAAGGAUUACCUUACACACUAAGCAUCUUUUUACUGCCAUUUACUGAAUUCUAUGAAGGGUUUAUCUCAUUUUUCUUCACUCACCAAAUGGCGCCCACAAAGAUUUCAUUUUUUCUCUUGGAGUUGUACAAGUAACCAUUCUUUGCUUUUACAGGACCUUUCGAUCUUUUUCACUUGUCCUAUUCUUGUUUGAUUGGGAUUUAUAUCAGUAAGUGGGGUUUAUUUCAAAUUUUCAAUUCUUUACUACAUGAAAGAUUCGUUUCAGGGUAAAACUUGAAGCAAAAAGAGCCUUCUUUCUUGAUAUUUGAUUCAGAAAAUGAGGUCUUUAGUGUUUCUAAAGGUGUUGAUAGUUUUAUUACAGUUAAAUGGAUGUUCUUUAGGUAAGGAGUGUACUAAUAUUCCAACUAGUUUGUCUUCACACACUGUAAGAUAUGAAUUGUUGUCAUCUGGUAAUGAAACAUGGAAAAGGGAGAUGUUUUCGCAUUACCAUUUAACUCCAACAGACGAUUCUGCCUGGUCGAAUUUGCUUCCGGGGAAGCGAUUGGAGGAGGAGGAGGAAUACAAUUGGGCAAUGAUGUAUAGGAAAAUUAAGAAUACUGGUGGAGUUGUAGGUUUGCUUAAAGAAGUUUCAUUGAAUGAUGUGAGGUUGGAUCCCAAUUCAAUGUACGGACGGGCUCAGCAAACUAAUUUAGAAUAUUUGCUGAUGUUGGACGUUGAUAGUCUCGUUUGGAGCUUUAGGAAGACGGCCGGUUUGGAGACUCGUGGCAAGCCUUAUGGUGGAUGGGAGGAUCCAAAAACGGAGCUUCGCGGCCAUUUUGUAGGGCAUUACAUGAGUGCUUCAGCACAUAUGUGGACUAGCACUCAUAAUGACAGCCUCAAACAGAAGAUGACUGCUGUAGUUUCUGCUCUUUCUUCUUGUCAAGAGAAAAUGGGAACAGGGUAUCUUUCUGCUUUCCCUUCCGAGCAAUUCGACCGGUUUGAAGCUAUAAAACCUGUUUGGGCACCGUAUUAUACAAUUCACAAGAUAUUGGCAGGUCUGUUGGAUCAGUAUACUUUAGCUGGUAAUGCUCAAGCUUUAAAAAUGAUGACAUGGAUGGUUGAUUACUUCUACAACCGUGUCCGGAAUGUGAUAUCAAAAUACACACUUGAAAGACACUGGUUAUCACUAAACGAAGAAACUGGAGGCAUGAACGACGUCCUUUACAAAUUGUACAACAUAACGGGGGAUCAGAAGCACUUGUUGUUGGCUCAUCUUUUUGAUAAACCGUGCUUUCUAGGAUUGCUAGCUGUGAAGGCUGAUGAUAUAUCUGGAUUUCAUGCUAACACUCACAUUCCAGUUGUUAUUGGAUCUCAAAUGCGGUAUGAAGUUAGUAUUACAGAUUCAUCGAAAGGUGGUGGUUCUUCUACUUUUCGCUUGAUUUCAGGGUUGGACGGUAAAAAUAGAAAGGUUUCCUUGGAAUCUGAGGACCAUAAAGGUUGCUUCUUGUACAGCAGCAUCGACUAUCAAUCCGUUACAAGCGUUAAGCUCAGACGCAAAUCAUCAGAAUCUGGAUUUAAACAGGCAGCAAGUUUUACUUUGAGAAAAGGAUUGAGUGAGUAUCAUCCUAUGAGCUUCGUGGCAAAAGGGUCCGACAGAAACUUUCUUCUGGCUCCAUUACUUAGCUUAAGAGAUGAGUAUUACACUGUAUAUUUCAACAUUCAGUCGUAA